Messenger RNA from Asparagus officinalis (garden asparagus), 3548 nucleotides. RefSeq names its product villin-5-like. The transcript has 23 exons. Gene Ontology annotation, biological process: cytoskeleton organization; actin filament severing. Gene Ontology annotation, molecular function: actin filament binding. The record is from RefSeq and is a predicted model, not a curated record. The coding region runs from base 451 to 3330 and encodes 959 amino acids. Lineage: Eukaryota; Viridiplantae; Streptophyta; Magnoliopsida; Asparagales; Asparagaceae.
UACCGCCAUUGAACCCUUCUCAAUCCAAUCUCCUCUCCUUCUCCAAACACCAAACAGAUUCUUCACCCUAUUGCCAUCCGCCACGCGUCAUUCUCGCUGGAGCAAAAGCCACGCGUGACAUCAACGCCACAUACGUUGCUUUUGUGGUCCACACAAUACCUUGUUUUUUUUCCCCCACUUUUCCUACGAUUGGUGAAACCGCCUGUUAGAUUGAAAUUCGAAAAAUAAAAAUUAAUUUUUCAUGAGAUUAAUGCGCUAAGUUCUGAGGUUAAAAGUUUACAGUUGCCGACCUUUUCAAAAGUUUGGGUUUUGAGAAUUUCAUUCUUCUUUGUUUUCGCGAACUCGACUGAUAAAUUAGGUUUCUCUUCCUCCUCCAAUGAUUAUUAAUCGCCGGCCAACUUAAACUCAGCUGAAGUGGACAGGGACUAAUCACGUUAGCCCUAGGAAAAUAUGUCGAUUUCUAUGAGGGACUUGGAUUCUGCUUUCCAGGGAGCAGGACAGAAAGCUGGAAUAGAGAUAUGGCGCAUUGAGAAUUUUCAUCCUGUCUCCGUUCCAAAAUCUUCUUAUGGCAAGUUUUUUAUGGGGGACUCCUACUUGAUUUUGAAGACAACUGCUUCGAAAAGUGGUGCUUUGCGUCAUGAUAUCCACUAUUGGCUUGGUAAAGAUACAAGUCAGGACGAAGCUGGGGUGGCUGCAAUCAAGACUGUGGAACUGGAUGCAGCCCUUGGUGGUCGAGCUGUUCAAUAUCGUGAGGAACAGGGCCAUGAGACUGAGAAGUUCUUAUCUUACUUUAAACCAUGUAUUAUUCCACAGAAAGGAGGGGUAGCAUCAGGAUUCAGGCAUGUAGAAAUUAAUGAAAGUGAGCAUGAAAACCGUUUAUAUGUUUGCAAAGGAAAGCAUGUUGUCCGUGUAGGAGAGGUUCCAUUUGUUCGAUCAUCUCUCAAUCAUGAUGAUGUAUUCAUCUUGGAUACCAAACGGAAGAUUUUUCAGUUUAAUGGAUCCAAAUCAUCUAUCCAGGAGAGGGCAAAAGCUCUUGAGGUUGUCCAAUAUAUAAAAGACACCUAUCAUGACGGGAAAUGUGAGAUAGCGGCUGUUGAGGACGGGAAGUUAAUGGCUGAUGCUGCUGCUGGAGAGUUUUGGGCUCUUUUUGGUGGUUUUGCACCUCUUCCACGAAAGACAGCCUCUGAAGUAGUUAAAGUUGAAGAGGCUUAUCCUGUGAAGCUGAUGUGUGUUGAGAAAGAGAAACCUGUGCCUGUAGAAGCCGAUUCACUGUCAAGAGAAUUAUUAGAGACAAAUAAGUGUUAUCUUCUUGACUGUGGGAUUGAAAUUUUUGUAUGGAUGGGCAGAAAUUCAUCUCUUGAGAAAAGGAAAAAUGCUAGUGCUGCUGCAGAAGAAUUGGUUCGUGGUCCUGACCGGCCUAAAUCUCACGUAAUUCGUGUCAUUGAGGGUUUUGAGACUGUAAUGUUUCGAUCUAAUUUUGAUGCAUGGCCACAAACAACUGCUGUGACUGCAUCUGAGGAUGGUCGAGGCAAAGUUGCUGCUCUCUUGAAACGCCAAGGACUUAAUGUGAAGGGCCUUAUGAAAUCUGAUCCUGUAAAAGAAGAACCUCAAUCAUACAUUGAUUACACUGGCGAUUUGCAGAUUUGGCGUAUAAAUGGCCAAGAAAAGGCCCUUCUUUCCUCAUCUGAUCAGUCAAAAUUCUACAGUGCCGAUUGUUACAUGUUCCAAUAUUCAUAUCCAGGAGAAGGUCGAGAGGAAUAUCUUAUUGGAACUUGGUUUGGCAAAAAUAGCAUUGAGGAAGAGAGGUCUGCAGCUACUUCACUUGCAAAUGAGAUGGCUGAAUCUUUUAAGUUACAGGCUGUUCAGGCACGCUUCUAUGAAGGAAAUGAAGCUAUUCAAUUCCAUUCGAUUUUGCAAAGAUUUAUAUUGUAUAAGGGUGGUUUAAGCUCCGGAUACAAGAAAUUUAUCACUGAGAACAACAUUGAUGAUGAGACCUAUAAUGAAGAUGGGACUGCACUCUUCCGAAUUCAAGGUUCUGGACCAGAUAAUAUGCAAGCGAUUCAAGUUGAAGCGGUGGCAUCAUCUUUGAAUUCGUCAUAUUGUUACGUACUUCAUAGUGGCAGUACUGUUUUUACAUGGUCUGGUAGCUUCACCUCCUUAGAAGAUCAAGAGCUCCUUGAGAGACAGUUAGAUGUGAUAAAGCCGGCAGUGCAAUAUAGACCGCAAAAGGAAGGAACAGAAACUGAGCAAUUUUGGGAUCUAUUAGGGGGUAAAUGUGAACAUCCCAGUCAAAAGAUCACAAGGGAACCAGAAAGUGACCCUCAUUUAUUCUCCUGUGCUUACUCAGACGGGGAUUUAAAGGUCAAGGAAAUAUUCAGCUUCGAUCAAGAUGAUUUGAUGACCGAAGAUAUAUUCAUUCUAGACUGUCACUCUGACCUCUUUGUUUGGGUUGGGCAACAAGUUGACCCAAAGAGCAGAUCACAAGCUUUAAAUAUAGGGGAGAAAUUCCUUGAACAUGAUUUUCUCUUGGAAAAACUAUCUCGAGAAACGCCAAUAUUCGUUGUUAUGGAAGGAAGCGAACCACAGUUCUUCACCCGUUUCUUUACCUGGGACUCUGCAAAAUCAGGAAUGCAUGGCAACUCUUAUGAAAGGAAGCUUGCAAUUAUCAAAAAUGGACGGGCUGCAGCAUUAGAUAAGCCCAAGCGGCGGAUACCAGUGCAUGGAGGAAGAUCUAGUGUGCCAGACAAAUCUCAGCGCUCAAGAAGCAUGUCCUUCAGCCCCGAUAAAGUUCGCUUAAGGGGAAGAUCCCCAGCUUUUAAUGCAAUAGCUGCUAAUUUUGAGAAUUCUAAUAAUUCCAGUGCUAGGAAUCUUUCAAUGCCUCCUCCACUUGAUAGAAAAGUUUAUCCAAGACCAGUUCAUAUGGAUUCAUCAAAACUGGCUUUGGAUUCCGCGAAACUGUCUUCAAGGUCAGAAGCAAUAGCUGCUCUAACUGCUACAUUUGAAUCACCAAGACAUAAUAAUAUACCAAGAUCACCAGUCCGGAGAGCAAAAUCAGGGCUUUCCCCAAGGAGCAGCCCUAGAAUGGAUGAGCUAAGUAUUGCAGAAGAUGCAAAAGAGGGUGAAAUUGAUGAAGAAACGUUCCCUGUGUUUCCGUAUGAACGCCUAAUAACUUCAUCUGAUGAUCCUGUUACAGAAAUUGAUGUAACCAAGCGAGAGGCUUAUUUAUCCUCAGAAGAGUUCAGAGAGAAAUUUGGUAUGGGCAAGCGCGAUUUCUACAAACUGCCCAAGUGGAAGCAGAACAAGCUCAAGACAACCGUUCAUUUGUUCUAAGCUUUUUGGUAGCGCAGGGUUUUGUUUUCCGCCAAUUUAUUUAUUCUUUUAUUAUCAUAGGUCUUUUUGCGGCUCACAGUUUUGUCUUCAUUUUUUCAAUUUAGUUAUUGUUUUUAAACAGUAUAAGAGGGUUUAGAGUUCUGCAAAACAUUGAGAAUUGCAUUAAUAUAGGAAGCAGGGAGUUUGUACAUAAAUGUGGAAAGUUAACAGGGAUGACU